Molecule: messenger RNA, 1231 nt
Organism: Fundulus heteroclitus (mummichog)
Lineage: Eukaryota; Metazoa; Chordata; Actinopteri; Cyprinodontiformes; Fundulidae
Product: leukotriene B4 receptor 1
Exons: 1
Coding region: 59-1069 (336 amino acids)
Biological process (GO): neuropeptide signaling pathway; cellular response to glucocorticoid stimulus
Cellular component (GO): neuron projection; membrane
Molecular function (GO): neuropeptide binding; somatostatin receptor activity
Source: RefSeq, a predicted model, not a curated record
UUGCUUGUACAGCGGUUUCAUUUAUACUGGGAGCACCGCUGUAAACAGCACAUUCAUCAUGGACUACGCCAACAAGACGUUACCUUCAGAAGCCCCUAUGGAGUUGGACGGUGGGACGGCAGCAGCGUGUGUUAUCCUGGGUCUUUCCUUCCUGGUCGGAGUUCCUGGGAACCUGUUUGUAAUCUGGACUAUCCUGAGGCACAUCAAACAGCGCUUUCACACUGUGGUCCUCAUCCUGCACCUAGCAGUGGCAGACAUGAUGGUCCUCAUCACUCUGCCCGUGUGGAUCUACUCCCUGGUGUGGACCUUUGAGUUUGGAACGGUAGUUUGCAAGAUCUUGAUGUGUGUUAUUACAGUGUGCAUGUUUAGCAGCAUCUUCCUCGUCACCCUUAUGAGCGUGGAACGCUAUCUAGCCGUCUGUCAUCCCUUUCUGAUGAUGCGCUGGAAGACUGAAAAGAAUAUGAAUAGAUGCAUUGCCUUUUUGUGGCUUCUUGCGCUUCUUUUUGGAUUGCCCAGUACUUUAACCCAGAACUUGGAAGGAAGCGACAAAAAUGAGCUGUGCUUUGUCAGAGACUUAAACAAUAACAGCCAAGUAAUUGCCUUCUUAUGCCUGGAGACUUUGCUGGGCUUCGUGGUUCCUUUCAUUACGCUUAGCAUCUGUUACUGUCUCGUGGCCGCACGGAUCAAGAGACUUAGACUCAAAUCGAAAAGGAAAUCCAGAGUUCUCAUUCACGCCGUGGUGCUUGUUUUCCUCCUGUGCUGGUUGCCUUACCACCUUAUUAAUAUUAUUGAUGUAGUUUGCAUCUCUAGGUCAGACGAAGAUUAUGAAUGCGUCCCGGAAAGUUUUGUCCUCGUCUCUGGUGCCCUGGUUUUUAUCAGCAGCACUGUGAAUCCUGUAUUAUACGCCCUCUUCGCCAGGAACUUCAGAAGCAGUCUUGAAGAGUCUAGUCUGGUCAAGCUGUUUCAGGAACUGGCCUCAAGCACAAAUAGACUCAGGGAACUCGCAAUUCAACAACAGAAGGACCAGAAGUCGGGAGAGACAGGCAUCAUGUCUACCUCCCUUACUUAAAAAUGGGGACAACAAUUACUGCUCUUAUGGAAAAACUGGGCUGAAAGGUGUAAAUAUUUCCUAUUGUACAGACAUCAACUCGGAUCUAAGAGGUUUUGCAAUAAUAAUAAGGAGUUGCAAUUCUCCUUACUACCACAUGGCUACACCCUUGCCUAAAGAUUC